Molecule: messenger RNA, 876 nt
Organism: Pochonia chlamydosporia 170
Lineage: Eukaryota; Fungi; Ascomycota; Sordariomycetes; Hypocreales; Clavicipitaceae
Product: phytanoyl-CoA dioxygenase
Exons: 1
Coding region: 1-876 (291 amino acids)
Biological process (GO): peptidyl-lysine dimethylation
Molecular function (GO): protein-lysine N-methyltransferase activity
Source: RefSeq, a predicted model, not a curated record
AUGGAGGAAGAUGACGCCUACGGCACGGGGGGUCUCAUGGAAGACCCCGAAGACUACUAUCCACCUUCACCACCGCCUACGAAGCAGGUAUUCACCAUGCAGAGCGGAAAGCAAGUGACUUUGCAUUUGGUUGGGCACAGUCCUACAGAGGCACAUCAUCUGUGGAAUGGAGCAAAGUUCAUAUCAGAUUACUUCGAGGAAGACCCUUCUAGAGUUGAGGGCAAGUCGGUUCUAGAGCUGGGUGCAGCAGCCGGCCUGCCAUCGUUGGUUGCCGGCAUCCUGGGAGCCAAGAAGGUUGUCAUGACGGAUUUCCCGGAUCCCGAUCUGGUGGCCAACAUGCAAAAGAACAUUGAUGAAUGUAACGGAACAGUCAAGCCAGAGGGACGUAUUGAGCAAAUCAUUGAUGCCGUUGGCUUUGUCUGGGGCGGCGACCCUGAGCCACUGCUUGCCAGGCUUACACCUGCUUCUGAUACCAAGGAGCAUCAACAUCAAAAAAAUGACGAGAAAGAAACCGAAAAGGGUAAUACGUCACAGAAGGCGACGGGCGACGGGAUGCAACAACGGUUUGACGUGUUAGUCCUCGCGGAUUUGCUGUUUCGACAUGCAGAGCAUGGGGCUCUGGUCAAGACUAUCAAGGAAACUAUGCGUGCUUCACGAGAUAGCGCCGCCUACGUCUUUUUCACGUCUUACCGGCCGUGGAAGCGAGAUCUAGACAUGGGCUUCUUUGAUGUUGCUCGGAACGCGGGUCUCGAGGUGGAGCAGGUCUCGGAAAGGAAGUUGGAGAAGCCCCUCUUUGAAGGAGAUCCGGGGGAUUUGGACGUUCAAAAGACUGUCAAGGGGUUUGUAGUACGGUGGCGUGCUGAAGAUUGUAGUUGA